Molecule: messenger RNA, 1200 nt
Organism: Macrosiphum euphorbiae (potato aphid)
Lineage: Eukaryota; Metazoa; Arthropoda; Insecta; Hemiptera; Aphididae
Source: the annotation of a GenBank genome assembly
AUGGAAACAGCAACGAUGACAUUUACGGACGUGACCCAUGACCGCCAUAAAUUGAAACAACCGACCAAAGUGCUGUUGACGCUAAGCAACGUAUUGUUGCCCAAGGAGAAGCUCACGUCCACACCGUCAAUGAUCGACGGGUUGGAUUUCGAGACCGAAGUCGACCUAAGGAUCGUAGGCUGCGAGUGGAUUCAGACCGCUGGCAUACUGCUCAAACUACCCCAGGUUGCAAUGGCCACUGGACAAGUGUUGUUUCAACGAUUUUACUACACAAAAUCUUUUGUUCGCCACCCAAUGGAAAUAACUGCAAUGGCAUGCACAUGUUUGGCCUCUAAAGUUGAGGAAUCACCACGACGUAUUCGUGAUGUUAUUAAUGUUUAUCAUCAUAUCCGUCAAGUAUUAAAUCAAAAAUUGAUUACGCCAUUGGUACUUGAUCAAAAUUAUGUACUGAAAAAGACGCAGGUAAUAAAAGCGGAACGACGCGUGCUCAAGGAGCUUGGCUUUUGCGUGCAUGUUAAACACCCGCAUAAACUCAUUGUAAUGUACCUACAGGCACUUGGAUUUGAGAAACAUCAGUCAAUAAUGCAGAUGUCCUGGAACUAUAUGAAUGAUUCGUUACAAACCGAUGUAUUUGUUCAAUUUGAUCCAGAAACUAUUGCUUGUGCCUGUAUUUAUCUGUCGGCCAGGAAAUUACAAAUACCUUUGCCAAAAAGUCCAGCGUGGUACUGUUUAUUUAAUUCAAAUGAAACAGACAUCCAGGACAUCUGUCGUAAAAUACUCAAACUUUAUCUUAGGCCAAAAGUUAUCACGGAAGAUUUGGAAAGGCGAGUGGAAGAAUCAAAGAAAGAAUAUGAUUAUGCUAAGGAGAAAGCUAAAGAAGCUAUUGUUCAUCCAGUAGUACACACUGAUUUAGUUAUACCUACUCCUAGUAAUGGAAUAACUGCUGCUGUUCCAAGAAAUAUUAGUUCAACCACCACAAAUAAAAAACCAAUCAAAAAAAGGAGUAGAAGUAGAACUCCUUUGGAAAUUAAGUCUAGAAGUAAAAGUCCAAGACAUUUAAAGAAAUCUAAGAAAAGAAAAUUAGUACCUACUUACAGAGACUAUAAAGAUUACAAGGAUUACAAAGAUUACAAAGAUUAUAGAAGCAAUGAAAAUUAUAAAUCCAAGUCUAGGAAUUACAACUACCGUAAAAAAUAUUAA